CCUUCCUGAGGUAGACAAUUCUUGGCAUUCGCACGUUUUCUUGUUUGUGUCUCGUUGGUCUCGUUCGUAUCGGGAAAGUCUACGGGGAAUCUGGCCAGGAAUGGCAUCAAGUGUUUGUGGCUUUGAGAUAGUGCACACUGUGGAGAAGGGGAAAAGUUUGAAAGCAACGACAAAGUUCAAAAAGGGAGAUGUUAUCCUUGAGGAAUCUCCUCUUCUGUCCUGUCAAUUUCCCUGGAAUGCCUUCUAUGGGUAUCUCUCUUGCCAUCAUUGUCUGAGGCCUCUGGAGACUGCUGAACAGUGUGCCAGACGUCUGGCCAAUGAUCCAUCAAUUUCACUUCCCUAUCCGGAGUACUGCAGUGUCCUGAGGAGAUUGGAUAAGCAGAGGAAAUGCGAUAAGUGUGGGGUUCUUUAUUGCAGUGAAGAAUGUCGUUUGGAAGCUCACCAGAAAUAUCAUGAGACUCUGUGUAGCCUCAAGAUCCCUCUCGAGGGACUUCUGGAAGUCUGGCGAAAUAUCCACUAUCCUCCAGAGUCCUGCAGCAUUAUGUUGAUUGCUAGGAUUUUUGCAAUGGUACGCCAGUCUACGAAUCCUCAGGAAUUCCUUGGGAUACUCAAGCAGUUCCAGUGUGAAGCUGUUUCUGAGAGUAUCUACCAUAAGAUCCUGGGAGAGAAAUUUGUGGAACAGCUCACUAAACUUCAUGAAUGCAUGAAGAGUGUCUUCGUGGAACCAAUUUACCAGGAACUUCUGCUUCCGGAGAACUUCAGGGCACUUUUUACACUGGUGGGACGCAAUGGUCAGGGAAUUGGGACGAGUUCCUUUGCAGCAUGGCAGAAGAAUCUCGAGGAAGUUGAGAUUGAGGAUAGAGCGAGCCUGGAGAAUGACAUUGCCACGCUGUAUGACAAGUUUGAGGAGUUUUCUGGGUCAUUCCUGGACGUUGAGGGAUCUGGGCUCUAUGUGGUCCAGAGCAAACUCAAUCACAGCUGUUUGCCGAAUGCUGAGAUUAAGUUUCCUCAUUCGAAUCACAGUCUUGUCAUCUCGGCCGUGAAGGACAUUGAUCCGGGAGAGGAAAUCUGCAUUUCUUACCUCAGUGAAUGUCUCCUGAAUCGCUCCCGGCACACACGGCACAAGUUCCUCAAGGAGAACUACUUAUUUGUGUGCCAGUGUGAAUUGUGCCAGAGCCAGGAGAAUGAUCCGGAUGUGACCAGUAGCGAGGAUGAGGAUGAAGAGGAGAUGUAUGAGGAACAGGGGGAUACAUCAAAAGCUUCCAGUGCAAUGGAGACAUUGGAUAUUAAUUGAAAAGAAGAAGAAAUUGAAUAAAAAUUAUUGAAGAAAAA
Messenger RNA from Phlebotomus papatasi, 1332 nucleotides. It is a transcript of the gene Smyd5, whose product is annotated as histone-lysine N-trimethyltransferase SMYD5. The transcript has 3 exons. NCBI's taxonomy places the organism in Eukaryota, Metazoa, Arthropoda, Insecta, Diptera, Psychodidae. The record is from RefSeq and is a predicted model, not a curated record. The coding region runs from base 101 to 1294 and encodes 397 amino acids. Gene Ontology annotation, molecular function: protein binding.